Messenger RNA from Hibiscus syriacus, 1245 nucleotides. Its product is annotated as 24-methylenesterol C-methyltransferase 2-like. The transcript has a single exon. Gene Ontology annotation, molecular function: S-adenosylmethionine-dependent methyltransferase activity. NCBI's taxonomy places the organism in Eukaryota, Viridiplantae, Streptophyta, Magnoliopsida, Malvales, Malvaceae. Gene Ontology annotation, biological process: steroid biosynthetic process. The record is from RefSeq and is a predicted model, not a curated record. The coding region runs from base 2 to 1174 and encodes 390 amino acids.
AAUGCUGACUCCAAGUUAUGUUAAACAAUUUCUCUUUCUCUCUGGUACUCAUUUAUUACUCUGUUUCUCUGUGUCUCCUCAUUUUCUCAUGGAUUCUUUUGGUCUCUUCUGUACUGGGGCUCUUCUUGCUUGCGGUCUUUAUUGGUUCGUUUGCCUUUUAGGGCCGGCCGAGCAAAAGGGCAAGCGAGCCGUCCAUCUCUCCGGCGGUUCUAUCUCCGCCGAGAAAGUACAAGACAACUACAAGCAGUAUUGGUCUUUCUUCCGGCAACCAAAGGAGAUUGAAACCGCCGACAAGGUUCCAGACUUUGUCGAUACUUUCUACAACUUAGUCACCGAUAUUUACGAAUGGGGGUGGGGCCAAUCCUUCCACUUCUCCCCUUCCAUCCGUGGGAAAUCUCACAGGGACGCGACGCGCCUCCACGAGGAGAUGGCCGUUGAUCUCAUCCAAGUCAAGUCGGGAGACCGAAUCCUGGACGUCGGGUGUGGUGUGGGUGGGCCUAUGCGUGCUAUCGCGGCUCACUCGCGGGCCAACGUCGUUGGCAUCACCAUCAACGAGUACCAAGUGAACCGUGCUCGCCUUCACAACAAGAAAGCCGGGCUAGAUUCGUUCUGCGAAGUCGUCUGCGGCAACUUCCUGGAGAUGCCGUUCAAGGACAACAGCUUCGAUGGCGCGUACUCGAUAGAGGCGACGUGUCACGCGCCGAAGUUAGAAGAUGUGUACGCGGAGGUGUUCCGAGCGCUGAAACCGGGAUCUCUAUACGUGUCAUACGAGUGGGUCACGACAGACAAGUACAGAGCUGAUAACCCUGAGCACGUGGAGGUCAUCCAAGGCAUUGAAAGAGGUGAUGCUUUGCCUGGUCUCAGGAGCUACAAGGACAUUGCCGAUAUCGCUAAAAAGGUAGGGUUUGAGGUUGUGAAAGAGAAAGAUCUAGCCAAGCCACCCGCCUUACCCUGGUGGACCAGGCUUCAGAUGGGGAGAAUCGCCUACUGGAGGAACCAUGUUCUCGUCACCGUCCUAGCUGCCAUAGGGAUAGCUCCUAAAGGAACCGUUGAUGUUCACGAUAUGCUGUUCAAGACCGCUGAUUAUUUGACCAGAGGCGGCGAUUCUGGAAUCUUUUCUCCCAUGCACAUGAUUCUCCUAAGAAAACCCCAACUUCCACCUUCCAAAUCUUAGCCUUUUCUUUCAGGUAAUUGCACCAUUGUCUUCAGGUUCCAUCUUCUUUUACCUGUAGCUUCUCUAGAAAA